UCACUGGACUGAGCGAAGAAAGACGGUUCAGUGGCAUUCGAUUGUGAAUCUUGUUCAAAUUGUACCUCUUCCCAGCAAUUGUAAAACAUACUGUGGUUUUCAUGCCAGAGGAGGUGUGGCUGAUUGAGGUAACAGGGUUGGUGGAGAGGUGAAGGUAUCAUAUAGCAGCUAUAAAACAGCCAAGGGAACUCAACAAGGACAUUUCUGCUGAGAUACUUUCGGACCAUACAGCACCAGUGACACCAUGAGGUUCCAGGCUCUGUUCUUUCUCCUGCUCCUGGCAUGCAUGUACCUCACUCUGGCUCAAGGGUCGUAUGAGAACUGCUGUCUGAGGCAUGUUACUGGCCUGAAGAAGAGUACCAAGAGGAAUGUUGUAAGCUACAGGAUACAGGAAACAGAUGGAGGCUGCAACAUCAAGGCCGUCGUGUUCACACUGAAGAAAGGGAAGACUGUUUGUGCCAAUCCCAGCCACAAAUGGGUACAGUAUCUGAGGACUGUUGUUGAUAAGACUCCAGGGAAUGAGGGGAUGUAGUUGAUCAGUUGCUUCGUUGGAGGAACUUUCAACCAGUGUAUGCCAAUUUCCAUAAAUAGGACAGUCAUAUCAUCCUGUAACUAGAAUGUGAACUUCAUCAUUAUAUUACUCAUUAUAUUACAGUUUGGCUGAAUGAGUUUAUAUUACAUGCUUUUGGGAGGAUACCUGAGAUUCCAUGGUUUAGAUGGCUGUUAGCAUGAGGUGACUAACCGUGCCUGCUUGUAAUGUGCCACGGCAGCUUAGCAUUAUUGUGUGUGAGGGACGGAGGGGGUGGAGCGGGGGGGGGUUAUUCACUAACCUCAUGGGUACCGGAAAUCCCCCAGAAGUCCUCACAAGGAUAGUCAAUUAGGGAACAUUUUCCCUCAUGGGGACAUUUCCCACAUCCCCAUGAGGACAAAGGCUAUUUUAAGCUUAGGGUUUAGGUUUAGGUUCAGGGUUAGGUUUCGGGUUAGGGUUCAGGUUAGGGGUUAGGGAAAAUAGCAUUUUGAAUGGAAAUCAUGGGUACCGGAAAUCCCCCAGAAGUCCUCACAAGGAUAGUCAAUUAGGGAACAUUUUCCCUCAUGGGGACAUUUCCUACAUCCCCUUGAGGGCAAAGGCUAUUUUAAGCUUAGGGGUUAGGUUUAGGUUCAGGGUUAGGUUUCGGGUUAGGGUUCAGGUUAGGGGUUAGGGAAAAUAGGAUUUUGAAUGGAAAUCAAUUUUAGGUGGGGGGGUGGGGCAGAAUGCAUUGAAAAGCUACAAUUACUAUUUUGUUAAACCUUGAGACACUACAUGACCAAAAGUAUGUGGACACCUGCUCUAGCCGAACAUCUCAUUCCAAAAUUAUGGCAUUAAUAUGGAGUUGGUCCCCCCUUUGCUGCUAUAACAGCCUCCACUCUCCUGGGAAGGCGUUCCACUUUAUGUUGGAACCUUGCUGCGGGGACUUGCUUCCAUUCAGCCACAAGAACAAAUGUGAGGUCGGCAUUGAUGAUGGGGGAUUAGGCCUGGCUCACAGUCGAUGUUCCAAUUCAUCCCAAAGGUGUUAAAUGGGGUUGAGGUCAGGGCUCUGUGUAUGCCAGUCAAGUUCUUCCACACCGAUCUCGACAAACCAUUUCUGUAUGGACCUCACUUUGUGCAAGGGGGCAUUGGCAUGGUAAAAGAAGAAAGGGCCUUCCCCAAACUGUUUGUCACAAUGUUGGAAGCACAUAAUCAUCUAGAAUGUCACUGUUUGCUGUAGCUUUAAGAUUUCCCUUCACUGGAACUAAGGGGCCUAGCCCGACCCAUGAAUAACAGCCCCAGACCAUUAUUCCUCCUCCACCAAACUUUACAGUUGGCACUAUGCAUUGGGACAGGUAGAGUUCUCCUGGCAUCCGCCAAACAAAGAUUCAUCCGUCGGACUGCCAGAUGAUUUAGCGUGAUUCAUCACUCCAGAGAGCGCGCUUCCACUGCUCCAGUCCAAUGGCGGUGAGCUUUACAACACUCCAGCUGCUUAGCAUUGCACAUGGUGAUUUUAGGCUUGUGUGCCAGAGGCAGUUUGGAACUCGGUAGUGAGUGUUGUAACCGAGAACAGACCAUUUUUAUGCACUGAGUGCUUCAGCACUCGGCGGUCGCGUUCUGUGAGCUUGUGUGGCCUACCCCUUUUACGGCUGAGCAGUUGUUGCUCCUAGGCGUUUCCACUUCACAAUAACAGCACUUAAAGUUGCCCGGGGUAGCUCUAGUAUGGCAGAAAUUUCACAAACUGACUUGUUGGAAAGGUAGCAUUCUAUGACGGUGCCACGUUGAAAGUCACUGAGCUCUUCAGUAAGGCCAUUCUACUGCCAAGGUUUGUCUUUGGAGAUUGCGUGGCUGUGUGCUCGAUUUUAUACACCUGUCAGCAACAGGUGUGGCUGAAAUAGCCGAAUCCACUCAUUUGAAAGGGUGUCCACAUACUUUUGUAUAUAUAGCAUAUUUUUCUAUCAGUACUAUGUGUUAAAAGCAAUAUUUGUAUAACUUCACAUUUGUAAUAAAGCAAAAAUAAUCUCCCCUU
Messenger RNA from Salvelinus fontinalis (brook trout), 2534 nucleotides. RefSeq names its product C-C motif chemokine 25-like. Gene Ontology annotation, molecular function: CCR chemokine receptor binding; chemokine activity. The coding region runs from base 245 to 532 and encodes 95 amino acids. Gene Ontology annotation, biological process: monocyte chemotaxis; positive regulation of GTPase activity; immune response. Gene Ontology annotation, cellular component: extracellular region. The record is from RefSeq and is a predicted model, not a curated record. Lineage: Eukaryota; Metazoa; Chordata; Actinopteri; Salmoniformes; Salmonidae. The transcript has 5 exons.